Molecule: messenger RNA, 28165 nt
Organism: Perca fluviatilis (European perch)
Lineage: Eukaryota; Metazoa; Chordata; Actinopteri; Perciformes; Percidae
Exons: 76
Coding region: 1-26553 (8850 amino acids)
Molecular function (GO): protein binding
Source: RefSeq, a predicted model, not a curated record
AUGAGUCAGCAGCAGCAGGUCAGUUAUGAGUGUGACAGUGGAGGACAGUGGGAUGGUGUGGGGGAGGGAGGGGGGUGGGGAGGGGAGGGGGGCUGGGGCUGUGAACAUAAAUAUAGCAUUGAGGAGCAAGGUUCACAGCACACAGACAGACAGCAACAGACGGCCACCACCCUCCCAUCACCUCCACCACUACCCACCAGUCACACCCCCUUCAUGCACCCAGCUCUGGGUGUGCUGAGGCACUCACGGAGGCCACCAUGUAUGGUCCUGGAUCUGUUCAAUGAUUUCCGUGAUGGCUCCAAACUGCUGGACCUGCUGGAGGUGAUGAGCGGCCAGCGCCUCAGUCGGGAGAGAGGCAGGGGAAUGUUUCAGCACAGGAGCAACAUUGAAAAGGCCCUUUCCUUUCUAAAGCAGAAAUCGAUCAAACUAGUCAACAUACACAUUCCUGACAUUAUUGAUGGUAAACCGUCGAUCAUUCUUGGCCUUAUAUGGACAAUCAUUCUACAGUAUCAUAUUGAGGAGUUGGCCAGCAGCCUCUCGUUCAGUUCCCGCCAGUCCUCCAUGGAGUCCUUGGCCAGUCUGGAUUCGCGCUCCACCCUGUCAAGCCACUCGGCCAGCAGCAGUCCUCUUCCUCCCAGAGGCUCACCACUACAUAACCGUUUCAGGGUUUCUGCCAGGAAGGCCCUGCUGCUGUGGGUUCGGGAACAGUGCCACAAAGCUGGCUGUUCCAUAAAUGUGAAAGACUUCAAAGCCGGCUGGAGGAGUGGAGUGGUCUUCCUGGCCAUCCAGUACGCUCUGCGCCCUGACCUGGUGGAUCUGUCCAAAGCCAGAACCAGAAGCAACAAGCAGAACCUGGAGGAGGCCUUCCACAUCGCAGAGAAGGAGCUGAGGAUCCCCCGACUGCUGGACCCCGAUGAUGUGGACGUUCGGGACCCUGAUGAGAAGUCCAUCAUGACCUAUGUGGCCCAGUUCCUGCAGUACUCCAAAGACCUGCCAGUGCCAGAGGAAGAAACGCAGACACCGUACCUGACUCUUCCUAAAAGUCCUUCUCCUAUCAACCUGCCUGUUCACUACACUCCUGCUAUUUCUGCUUCACCUCUGCGACAGGCGACACCUAAUCAAAAGGCACAGGAAGUGACCUGCUGGCUGGUUCAGGCCUACGACGAGCUGCUAGAGGGAUGGGACUCCACAGAGGGAGAGAGCUACUCCGAGAGAUACCACGUAUUUCAGACCUUCCUGGUGUCCUUUAAUGAGCAGCGACGUCCCAUCAUGCCAUUGUUGACAGCGAUGAGACGAACCUCGAAACUGAGUGAGGAGCAGCAGUCCCUCAGAGAAGCGUGGGACACCCUCACUGAAAAGUUACGUGAAUACAAAGUGUUGUUAGACAUGAGUCUCCCAGCGCCCUUGGACGCAGUGGCUCACUGGCUGCUGAAAACAGAGAAGGCUCUGGCUGAGGAGGAGGGCGAGCCCCAGGACCACGGCCGAGCCGCUGACGACGCCAGGGAGAAACAGGAGCUCCUCAGGGCCUGCCCGGAGGAGAUGCCGCAGCAUGUGAAGACCUUCCAGUCCUUCCAGAACUUAGAUGAGUAUGGAAACAUGAUGGUUCCAACUGACAAGAUGGAGGAACUAAAGAGGAGGUUCACCAGUGUGAGAGUGACUGUUAAAUACCACGGGAUCAAGCUGGAGUACCGGGAGCACAAGCACACAGUUUUGGAUCUGUUGGGGCAGAUCAGGACCAAGCUGCGGCUCUGGAAGAGACCCUACAUCUCCCCGGAGGCUGUCAGAGUGUUGCUGCAAGAAUGGCAUGACGUGGUUAACACACAGGAGCUACCGUCUUUACUGGAAGCAGCUCUUCAUAAGCUAAAGCAGGUUUCUGAGAAAUAUUCAAGAAAAUCUGCCCUCGCUGCAGAUUACCACCAAGUCAGUCAGCAGGUGAAGCAGCUGGAGGAGGACACCGCCCAGGUUUUGGAAGAGGUGACCACAGCCAAGAGCACCCUGGGAAGGGUGCUCUUGGCCUGGGACUCCUACAGCGAUGACCUCAGCUCCCUGCAGGCUUGGCUGGAGCAGGGCUCUUCAACACACAGCCAUGGCCACAGACCUCUGGUGACGUCUGAGUCUCUGGCUGAGUGGGGCUCCAGACAGGCCCACCUGAACGAGGUGGGUAACUUCCUGAUGGAGGCAGCAGACCCUCAGACCAGCAGGAGCCUUGCAGAGGAGCUGCGCAGACUCAACAUGCGCUGGGCUGAGUUCAACAAGAGAAACACAUUCGACAGCACAGCUGAGCCAAGUGCUGACAUCCAGACCAGACCCCAGGACAUCCAAGCUCUGAUCAGAGAGGCCACUCUCGUUCUAAAAGAGCCUCUGGAGACCAUGGCAGGCCCCUUACGCACCUACAGAAAAAGAUUACAGCUCUUAAUGAGGAAAAUAAAAGAAGUUGAUCUUGAGGCUCUGGCUCCCUCCCAAGAAUGCCCAGCGGAUCAGUUACAGAAACUGAAGCUUGCUAUACCUGAAGUGAUGCAGACCUUGUUUGAGGCAGAACAUGUGUGUACAGAGUUGCAGCACAGUGUAUCGGGUCUGGACAGCCGCCUGGCUGAACUCCUGCACUGGGAGACUGAGGCCCGGGAGCUCUACCAGCUGCUGAGGGCCGCAGAGCGACAAAAACAGCGGGGCCAGGACCCACGAGCCAGGGUCCUGAUUUCCCGUGGUCUACAGCUGGAGGGCCAGGUGGUCACAGAGGAGCAGGACCUGCAGGUGAUGGUGAUGACAACUCAGAAGAACUCUCCUAUCCAGUACCUCCACGCCUCCGCCAUGCAGGACCGCGUGCGAGCCGCUGUUGCACAGUCACAGGAAGCUGUAGGUAUGCUGAGCAGCCUGGGAGCCAGAAGAGACAGAAGCAGAAGCCCUCCAGAAGGGUCACCUCCAUCAAAAGUCUACAAACAGGCUGAAGAAAAGCCUCAACAUCUGAGACAGUCAGACACGCUCAGAUGGCUAACUCAGCAGCCCAAGACAAAGUUAAUUUCUCAUCAUGAAACCUUUGUGCCAAAAAUAGUUGUGCAGGAAUAUAGAGAAGAAAAGGUGACUUCUCCUCCACUGCCAUAUACCUACGCACAAGCUGUGAUGCAGACCAGGACACCAGAAGACCAGGCUCAGGCAUGGCCAGAGACGGUUGCACAAAAACAGCAGACUCAGAAACAAGGAUUGAUACAGCAGCAGCAGAUACUGCAGCAAGAACAACUUAAAAGACAGCCGGAAAAAGAGCUACAACAGCAAGAACUCAAGCAACCGCAUCCACAAGAUGUGCAACCACAGCAACUGCAGCAGAAGCAGAACCAACAACAGGUGGAGCAGCAUGUAGACAUGCAUCAAUAUCAAGUUCAGCAGCAGGUGGUAUCAGACAGACAAACAUCAGAGCCCCACAAGCAGACUUCACUUCAACAACCACCUGUAAAGAAACCACAUAUCAGCUCCCAGGAGCUUCAAAGCAGAAAGACUCAGGCCAUGAAGAACCGGCCCUGGCUGCAGAAGCAUAAAACUCCAGAUCCUGAACAGGAUUCCACUCAGGAACCAAUUCAGACUAGACAGACUCAGCCACAGUCAGACAGAGAAACAGCGGCAUCAGUUCAGGUUGUUCCACAGCAUACAGCAAGUGCCAGGCCACAGCCUGGGGCACAUGCAAAAGAUACUAAGCAGCCACCGAAACAGCAAAAAGAGCAACAAAAAGAAACACAGCAACCUCAAACUCUAAAGCAGCAGCAACAAGAAUAUCUGCAACAUCAGCAGCAACAACAAAAAGAGAAGCAUCAGCAACAACAACCACAGCGACUGGAAAAACCGCAAAAGCAACAGGAACAAAUGCUGCAGCAACAACAACAACAGGAAAAACAACCACAGCAGGCUCAACCAGAUACAGACACCAAGGCUAAAUCCCAGACCAUAACUAUGGCUCAACCUCACCCACAAACAAAGGCCCAAAAUCAGACACAACCCCAAACUAUGGUUCAGUCUAAAUCUCAGGCAGCCUUUCAAGUGCAAGUGCAGUCCACAAGUGUGCCCCACACUACCACAGAUGAUCAGCAUCCACUGAAGACCAUUUCCCAAAACAGAGUGAGCCAUAGUCAGUCACAGACAAAAGUUUUGCCACAGCCCCAUGGCCCCAUUAAGACACAGUCAUUGACCCAGCCACAGACACAACUACAGCCCCAGGUUCAGACUCAGUCCCAAACAUGUGUCCCAGCUGGACCUCAGCUGUCUAUGCAGCCACAGGGUCUAGCCCUUAGCCCAGCUGUAGCUCAAGUGCAGACAUGGGCUCAAGUCAGACCUUCGUCUCCUAUUCAGGCUCCACUGCAGGGCCAAAUUCAGCCGCCUGUGCCAUCCCACAUUCAGCUUCGUAGUCAUCCACAGUCAUGGGCUCCUGUCAGGCCACCUUCCCCUAAGCCACCAACACAUGCCCUUAUUCAAACCCAUCCUCAGCCAAAGACCCAGUCUCAAAUCCAUGCUCAGUCAACGGCACAGGCUCAAACCCAUGCCCAGUCCAUGGCCCAGGUUCAAACCCAUCCUCAGCCAAAGGCCCACCCUCAAACCCAUCCUCAGCCCAUGGCCCAUUCUCAAACCCAUGCACAGUCCAUGGCCCAGGUACAAACCCAUCCUCAGCAAAAAGCCCACCCUCAAACUCAUACCCAGUCCAUGGUCCAGGCUCAAAUCCAUGCUCAGCCAAUGGCCCAACCAAGUCAUGCCCAACCUUCGACUCAAAAUCAAACCCAUGCUCAACUUGUAGUUCAGCCUCAGGGUCAUUCUCAGCCUAUGAUUCAGUAUGUCACACAUGCUCAGCCAGAGGUCCAGCACACAGGCCAUAUUUCCCAGGGCAAAAUCCAUGCUUGGAGUCAAGUUAGAGUCUCAUCCCCAAUGUCUGUCCAGCAUCCACAGGCUACAGCACAAUCUCCACUUUACCCCCAAGGUUACUCCCAUGGUCAGUCUUCAUCCCAGCAGUGGACACCCAAACAAGAGCCACAAAACCAAGCCAUUGCCCAGCAGAGGCAUCCAAUUCCCCAGCCAUACCCUCAGCAAAUAUGUCAAGCUCCACAGUCUCAGGCUUAUUCAACACUUCAGGCUCUACCACAGUGGCCCCAAGCUGGGCCCCAGCAAGGACCUCAGGUCGGGCCCCCCAUGUAUUCUCACAUGGGGCCAUCCUUUCCUCAGCCUCAGAUGCAAACGCAAACACAACCCUGGGCUCAAACACAACCCCAAAUGAGACCUCAGAGUUCCAUGCAACAACAAUCUCAGAUGACAGCUUAUAAUAUGUUGCAUAUCCAGAUGCAACAAGGCCAAGUUCAGCAACAGACUUGGGUUCAAGCUCAGCCUCAACUUCAGCCCCAGCCUUAUGCACAACCUCAGUCGCAGCAAUAUUCACAGGUUCAGCAUCAAACUCAGCAUCACCCACAGCCUCAGAUGCAAGCUCAAAUAUCUCCCCAAUCACAACCACCACACCAAGCCCAUCUUCAGCUUCCUUCACAGCUUCAACUCCACCCCCAGCUGCAGGACCAGUCCCAAACACACAACCAGACCCAGUCAUGGGUACAAGGAAAUCCCCAGGCCCAGACUCGGCAGCCUCAGCUCAAUCUUCAGUUUCAGCAGCCACCUACACAACCCAAACAUCAAGCCCAGCUCCAGCCACAACCAAAUAUUCAGUCACCAACUCAACCAAAAGGUGAAUCACAUCCACAAUCCAAACCUGUUGCCCAAUUGGCACCACAACCAGGGAUUCAAUCACCAACUCAACCUAAGGUUCAGUCACCAACCCAGGCCAAGGACGAAUCACUGCCACAAGCCUUACCUGAGCCCCAGUUUCCACCUCAACCCAUGGCUCAGUCAAAAAUGAAGGCUGAAUUACCACCACAACCCAAACCACAGGCCCAAACCGCACCACUACUCAAGGCUCAAUCAGCAACUCUACCCAAGGUUCAGUCACCAACCCAACCCAAGGCCCAGUCACCACCACAACCCAAACCACAGGCCCAACCAGCACCACUACUCGAGGCUCAAUCACCAACUCUACCCAAGGUUCAGUCACCAACCCAACCCAAGGCCCAGUCACCACCACAACCCAAACCACAGGCCCAACCAGCACCACUACUCAAGGCUCCAUCCCCAACUCUACCCAAGGUUCAGUCACCAACCCAACCCAUGGCCCAGUCACCACCACAGGCCCAAACAGCACCACUACUUGAGGCUCAAUCACCAACUCUACCCAGAGUUCAGUCACCAACCCAACCCAAGGCCCAGGCACUGCCACAACCCAAACCACAAUUGCCACCACAGCCCCAACUUCAGGCUCAGUCCCCAACGCUACCCAAGGCCCAAACUGAACCAGAAUCUAAGGCCCAGUCACCCCCACAGGCCAAACCUCAACUUCCACAGUCAAAACCUCAAACCCAGUCUCCUCCGCAACCCAAACCUCAACAGUCCCAAACUAUUCUCCUCUCCCAGGUCGAUGUGCUUCCUCAGUCUCUGGCAGAGUCACCAGACCUGUGCAUUAAACCUCUGGCCCUGGCCCAGGUGCCUCCCCAGGCCUACACUGAGGCUUACUCCAAGGCCCAGGCUUUGGCCAGAAAUGGCUUUGAGGAGGCCAAGCACUGUCUGCAGGAGCACAUCCUUGAAACCAUUAACGUUUUUAAAGACAAAUCUGUAUCAGCCGAGCAAGCAUCAGUGAAAGAGGAGACUCUGAAGACCCUGGACCCAGAGUUGCUAGAGGAGUUCUUGAGAGCAGCCAAGGGCAUGGAGGCCUUUUGUACCCCCUCACAACUCAGUGACAUGGAGUUAUUUACCCAGUCUGUCAGGACACAGUGGGAGGCUGUGAGAGCUGAGAUCUCAGGCUUUUUGCAACAUUUACGUUUUGAAGUAACAAGGAAAGACUUUAACAAAGCUGCCCUGCAGUGUGAGAUGCACUUAAGCUCCCGCUUAGAAAACCAGGUCCAGGCUUGUUUCUCAGCGGAGGGAAGCUUUGCCCAGGCAGGGCAGCACCUCGAGGCCUUGAAAGAGCUGUGUGACACCCUGAGCCCUGAGGAUGCUCACCGCCUGGCCCAGACUCAGUUGAGGGAGUGUGAGACGAGGCUGGCUGCCAUCCAGCGGCAGUUCAGCGGGGACCAAGAUGCACCACUCCCUGAUUCUAGGAUUCCUGUUUCCUUCAGCGAGGAUCUGACCACACAAAACGAAUCUACAAGACCAAGUGACAAACCUCAUGUCUCCACUGAGGUUCUUCAAGUGACAGUGAAUACAGUCUGUGUGGAGAGGAGGGAGGUUGAAAAGCAGGCAUCUGUAGAGGAAGAAGUCACCAAAAAGGAGGCUUUAGAAAGAUAUGAGAAUUGUAAGAGGUCUCUGCAAACCCAACUGGCUAAAAAUGAACAGAGCAUCAAGGAUGUGCCCUCUGACUCCGUCUCUCUGAAAGGCUUGCAUACACGGCUCCAGGAAAUACAGUUCUUGAGGCAGGAGACAGAGUCUCUGUGGUCUGAGUAUGCAAACCAGUGUUCCCAGUUGAGCAGGAACACUGGUCUCGAACAGGGGAAGGCCGAGCUGCAGGAGCAAUGGCGCAGCCAACAGUCCAAACUUCAGAGGAUGGGCAGCUCGCUGGGCGCCGCCCUCAGACAGAUCGACUCCACCGAGAACCACAUGGUGGACUUCACCGACCGUCUGGACCGCUACCUGAGACAGCCCAAAGACAUCACUGCCUUCACACUGGCUAAUACCAACAUCCUCAAAGAUAUCAAGGAACUGGAUGACAACAUCCAGAGCGAGCUGGACCAGCUGUCCCGUCUAGACCCUGACUCCAGCGAUCUGGACCCCAGAGACUGCUUCCCUCUGUCCCGUGAGGUGGAGACUCACAGAACCAGCCUGGAUCAGCUUCGACAGCAGGUCCGGAAGAGUGAAGCAGCCGCCCGUGCCCUCGACCGCUUCCUCAUGUCGCUGCGUACUGUGGACGAGGACAUCUCUGGAGUCCAGGGCGCCCCUUGCAGUGACACUGUGAUACUGCAGGACUGUCGCUCCAAGCUGGCUCUGAUCCGGCAGAGCAUCGACAGUCUGAAAGAAAAGGCGCCUCAGCUGGAUGUGCUCCUGCAGGGGGCCAGAUUGACGGUCACCAGGGAUGGAGUCCCGGCCUCCUGCCUGGACAUGGUGACUGCCCUGCUGAGGAGGCUGGAGGAGGCAGACAGUAGGCUGGCAAGCCAGCAGAAGGGCCUCCAGAAGGAGACGCAGAGCAAAUCCCUGGGCCUGAGGAAGAGGACGCUGCUGGGGGAGCUGAGGAAGCUGCAGGACACAAUUGAAACACAAGGCGUGAAGGAGCCCACCAUGCAUGCUGUGCAACACAGCCUCCGUGCCUUGUCCGAUUUGGAGGGUCAGCUGCAGGCCCAGCAUGCAGAGCUCCAGAACCUCCUGGAACUUCAAGAGAAACAGGGAGGAGGAGAACACUUCCUUCAGGAGCUGGAGACUCAGUGGAAGGACACUCAGACAGCUUUCUUUGACAGAAAGAAGCAGUGCAGCAUCCUGCUGGAGCUUCUGAAGAAGUUUCAGAGCUGCCGCAGUCACCUGAGCAACACCAUGCAGAAAGCAGAGCAGAGCAUUAGUGAUCAGGCCUCCUACCUGGGCAAGGGCAACCUGCAGAGAAGUAUUACCACGGUGUGUGAUAUUAAGGCAGAGCUGGCAGGUAUUGGGGAGCGUAUGGAAGAGAUGAGAAGUGUUUGCAGACAGCUGCAGUCCCAACUCAAGAAGUUCCCAGACUGCCGCGAGACUCCCUUUGAAGCCGAGGCUGACACAUUCAUGGACAACUGGCUGGAUGUGACGGAGAAGACAGAUGCCUACAUGGAUAACCUGCGGGUAGGGGUGGAGCUGUGGGACAAACAGCUGAUGCUGGGGGGGGAGGUGGACAGAUGGGCAGGGGCCAAACUGGCCCUGUUUGCAGAGAGCCAUCCCUUCCACAACAAGCAACAAGUUCUUGCCAUGAGGGAUGAGAUCCAUGUCAAUGAGGAGAACAUUGAGCAUUUCCACAAGAAGUCUGCAGAGAUCCAGGAGAUGCUGCAGAGUCGGGAAGCACCACUGGAGCUGCAGGUGAUGGAAACCCAGCUGAGGAAGCGGAUGGAGCAGGUGAAGGAGCUGUUUGCCGACUGCACCGACGUCUUCGAGGAACUGAUGGCUGUGAAGAAACACCUAGCUGAGAAGAUAGAGCAGUGCCAGUCAGCUGUGGAGAGGAUCCAGGGUUCUGUCAGUAAUGUUGACGCUUCACAACCAAAGGUCGAAGACCAGUUACAGCAUCUGUGUGAUAAAUUGGAGGCUCUGGAGCAGCAGGCCGAGGCUGCGAUGAAAGAGGUUGGCUUGGUUUCCAGUGUAGCCAGUCCUCAGGUGCUGGAGGUGCUGUCUGUAGACUGCAGCAGGCUGAAGGAGGCCAUCUCCUGCACCCAAGCCAUGAUCCAGCUGAAGAGAGAGGAGAGGGACAAAGGCCUGCUCAACGUUAUCAAAGAUGAAAGGCAGUCGUUUGAGGAUUUGUUCCAGGACUUGCAGCUGUCCGUCAAUGAGUGCUUUGAGCACCCUGAGAGCAGAGCAGAUGUGGAAACAUCCCUGCAAAGACUCACUGUUUUCUUAAAAUCCAAGGAUCCAGAGAGACGUCUAGAGCAUCUGAAGGUUCAGCUGGAGAGAGGCAGCCAGCAGGCUCCUCUCCAGCAGCUCUCAGAGUUCACUGACUGGCUGAAGGAGCAGCAGAAGGAGGUGGCCACGUUCAGAACCCACUGCCUCAACAGGCAGAAACAAAUGGAGCCGCUCCUCAGGGACUUGAACAGUCUGCAGAAGCAACACGAUAGCUUCCGUGACUGGCUGCAGAACAAAGAAAAACAGCCCGUGGAGGUAGACAAAGUCAAACUUCUACUCAAAAACCUUCAGGAUGAGAGCAGUAGAGCUGAGUCUCUCAGUGAGCUCUUAGCAUCAGUGCGCAGACAAGGCGUCCGAGCUGAAAGCCUCCUGAAGGACGGCGACAACUUGAUACAACGCUACAGAAACCUGGAAAGCAGGCUGCAGAGGAACGCAGACACCCAGAGCGCCCUGGAGGCAGAAUGUGACGAGUUUAAUACUCAGGCUCAGAGCACCAGGACCUGGAUCACCGAGCUUUUGCAGCACCUCACCCCCUCUGGCAGAGACACCCAGACACCGGAGAGGAAGCACAGAGCACAGGCCAUCCUGAGCUCCAAAGCCGAGGGAGACUCUAAAAUGAACGCCCUGAGGAGACAAAGUGAAAGUCUGUGUGAGCAGGAGGACCUGCAGGACGGCAGGAAACAAGAGGUCCAGCAGUCGCUCCGAGAAACAGAGGAGCAGUGGAGCACGGUUCUGCACAUAGCUGAGGAGAAUCUCAGCCAGGCCCAAACACAAGCCCUGUUGGGCAAGGACUUAGACGCUGUCAAAACCCAGAAUGAAAAUGUUCAGUCCUGGAUCAGAGACCAGGAGCAGAGCAUGCAGUCGCUUGCUGGUUGCAUGCAAGUUGAAGAAAAGCUCCAGAUUGCACAAGCUAUUCUGAGCUCCAAGCCGGAUGGAGAGUCAAAGCUCCAGUGUUUGAAGCAACAAUGCCAGAGUCUGUGUGACAGCCAGGGCUUGGACCAAAGCAGCAGACGAGAGGUUCAGGACACAGUCAGACAAACCGAGGAGCAGUGGAGGAAAGUGUUGCAGGCUGCUGAGGAUGGUCUCAACAAGUUGCAGACCGACGCUGCCACUGAAAGGGACUUUGAUGCUUUCAAAAGCCAAAGUGAAAGCAUCCAGUGCUGGAUCAAAGAGCAGAAGCAGAAGCUGUUGUCUCUCGGUAGUCACAUGCCAUUAGAAGAAAGGUUACAGGUCGCACAGGCUGUUAUGACUUCCAAACUUGAGGGCGAGUCCAAGGUACUGGAACUGCAGACACAAGGGGAAGGUCUGCGUGAACAUCUGGAGGAGAGCAGGAAACCAGAGGUUCAGCAGCUGGUGGAAGACACAGAGCAGCAGUGGAGAGCACUUCAGCAGGCCGCCAGGCAGGCCGAGCUCCGGAGUCUUUCAGACGACUUCGACACUCAGAGUAAAAACACUCAGUGCUGGAUCCGAGACAGACAACAGCAGCUACAGGCUGUGGGAAGUCACACACCACCUGACCACAGAUGCCAUGCAGCUCAGACCAUCCUGAGCUCCAAACCUGAAGGUGACUGUACGGUAAACAACCUGAGGAGGCGAGGCCAGAGUCUGUGUGACCAUCAGGACACAGACCAGGGCAGGAAAGCCCAUGUUCAGAAGGCCAUUAGAGACACGGAGGAGCAGUGGAAGACAAUCCUGCAGGCUGCUAAACAGGUGGAAGCUGCUGCAGCAGCCGAGAUUGCCCAGCAGACUGAGAGGAGAGCGUCGGAGCUGAAAGAAUUUGAUACCCAGCAGCAGGACACCGGCAGCUGGCUUACAGACCUGCAACAACGACUGGACUCACUGACAAGCCAAACCAAAGCUAAGGACAGACUGCACGAUGCUCAGGCCAUUGUGAGCUCCAAGCCCGAAGGAGACUCCAGGCUCCAGGAGCUCAGGAGACGAUGCCAGAGUUUGUGUGGUCAGAACCUGGGAGAACCCAAAAAUCAAGAGGUUCAACAAAAAGUAAGAAGCGCUGAGGAGCAGUGGACGAGAGUCCUGCAAAAUGCUAAACAAGUCCUGGAUCAGGCAGAGAAGCGGUGUGCUCUGGAGGGCAAGCUGACAGAAUAUGAAGCCUUGAGAACAAACACCAGAGCCUGGCUCGAAGACAAGCAGCGGAGCCUCGUCUCUCUGGACAUUCAAACAGAUCUAGAAAAGACAAUAAACACUGCACAGACUGUCCUGAGCUGUAAGCCUGAGGGAGACUCCAGGAUGACAGAACUGAGGAGACAGAGUCAGAUUCUGUCCGACCUGGAGGAGAACACGAGAUGGGAGGUUCAGCAGACAGUGAAAGAUUUAGAGGAGCAGUGGAGGACAGUCCUGCAGACUGCCGAGAACUCUCUGGAGAAAGCUGACGUCCAUUACUUGCUCUCCAGGGAGCUGGAGGCCUUCCACACCAAAGCAGGGAGAACUCAAACCUGGGUCAAAAAGCUCCAGCAACAGGCCGAGUCCAAAGGGAGCGGCACUCAGGGCAGCCAUGCUCAGUUAGAGGACCGGCUGAACACAGCACAGGGCAUCUUGAGCUCCAAGUCCAAUGGUGAGGCUCAAGUGAUGGAGCUGAAGAGACGAGCACGGAGUCUGUGUGAGCACAAAGACCUGCAGGGAGACAAGAAAGUGGAGGUUGAGCAGACAGUCAAAGACACUGAGCAGCAGUGGGUGACGGUCCUGCGGGUUGCUGAAGAGACACAAAGGCAGUUGAAGGGUGUUGUGGAGCGCCUAGUGUCCUGUGACUACCAGCGAGGCCUGAUUGAGGAGCAUCUGUCUGAGUUACAGAAACAGACCUCCAGCCUGCCCCGUGUCUUCCCCUGGCCCGGCCUGGGAGAGCGGAGGCAGGCGGUGGAACAGGCCCGGACCACGCUGGAUCAGAGCACAGCCUUGGCCCCCGUCCUCUCAGACCUCCGCACACAGGCUGCAGAACUGUUUGAGAUCACGCAGGAACGUAGCUGGUCAGAACUGUCCUGGGCAGCCAAGCAGGAGUCCAUCCCCACUCUGCUCAAAGGGCUAACUGAUGCAGUAGCUCAGCUGGAGCAGGGCAUCCUGGCGGAGAGGCAUUGCACCCAGCUGGUGGAGCAGCAUGAAGCAGCCCAGGACUGGCUGAGGGAGCACGUUAAAGGCCUCGGAGCUCCUCCAGCAGACAGACAGGGUCUGCACAGCGCUGUCAACACUCUGAAGGCUUUGCUGCAGACAGUGGACAGGGAGCAGAGAGAGAUGAAGGAGCUGGACUCUGCCAGAGACAGUUUGCUGAGCCUCUGCACGCCUGGAGGCCGCGAUGCCCUGACCCUGGCGGUAAGCCAUCUCCAUGAGCUCUGUGCCACCUCGGAGCAGGAGGUGAGGGAGCGCCUGGCGGCCUGUGAGACCCGGCUGGAGGAGCUGGACGGCCAGCUGGCCAGGAGGGCCAAGGGGCUCAAGGAGAGAUCUGCAGCCCUGCAGUGGGAGCUGCGCUCCCUGGACCAGGCGCUCAGUUACAGCCAACCCCAGAACAACAUCCCUCAGCUCCAACAGCACUGGCACAGCCUUCAGAAAUGUGAGAAAUCGCUGGCAGAUUUGGGUGUGAAAGUUCAGGACCUCCAACAGGAAGUAAAGGCUACACCUGCCACUGAUGAGCUGCCAACAGAAAUUAUGACUCUGGUGAAAUCCUUAUGCCAGCAACAUGACAGUCUAAAGUCCAGGCUGAGUGAGCAUCAGGGUACCUGCUCUACAAACACAGCUCGUUGUCUGAUGGACUGUCUUCACGCCCUGCAGGAAUGGAACCACAGCAAACCAUCAGAAUCCAUUUCUUCUGUGCAGGUGACAUUAGAGGAGGGUGAAAAGUUGCAAGCCAGCCUGCGGGAGGCGCUUUCGCACCAGCAGUUUCUGACAGACUGCUUGAUACCAGUCUUGAUUGGAAAACUAGAGAGAGAAGGUUCGGAGACACUCCAAGAAGCAGACACACAUAAGGCUUCUCUCAGCAGCAGCUUAAAGGAACUUGAUGGAAAGAGCAAACAAAAGCUGCCUGGUGUCCUUCAUGGUAAUCUCGAGGACACAAAGACAUCUGUAGUGGCACCACCACGCAAAAGCAAACGCUCACCUGAGAAAAAACAUCAACUUAAACUACAAAAAAACAUUCCCUUAAAAGAAAAAUCUACAUCUAUUGAGGAUAAAUUGUCGGUUUCGGCUGAGCUGCAAAUUGAGGAUAAAACAUUAAAGCCUACUGUAACAGCCGUCAUAAAAGACGAAAGACAAAUGGCUGGUGUGGAGAAAAGCAGAAUUGAACCAACAAAACAGAAAUCCCAGAGUCCUACAUAUACUUCAGAACCUUUUAAAGUACAAUGUAACAACACUUCUCAAGAGGCAGCAUUUAAAAGUCUAAAGUUAGAUACCACAGCUGAGCCUGUUGGAGCUAAGCAAAUAAAACCUGCUUUUGAGGAACCUGUAUUGAUCCAAAAGGUCAUUGAGCAGUCUGCCUUUGGUGUUAGUGAGAAUACUACACCUGUACCAUCCAGGAGAAAGUCCAAGGCUUUGGCCACUGAUACAGAGCCUGCCCAGACUAAGGUGGAGCCUGAAAUGGUAAAAACUAUUAUUACUCAAGGGUCACCCAGGAAUACAACAGGAACUGCUGCUGUUGAAGAAACAAAGCAUAUAGCAACCAUUAUUCUGGAUGAAACAACAAAGACCAAAAAAAAGCCUGGCAGUCAGAUAUCUUUACUGAGAUCCAAAGAGCAAACUAAUGCUGCUGCUGUUGUGGAGAAAGAAACUGUGGUUAUCCCAACCAGGAAGAAGUCAAAGAGUCUUGAGGUUUCCGCUGAUCCAGAGCCAGUGGCAGACAAUGAAAGAACUACAUGUGUGGUACAGGAAUCUGAGAAGUUAACCUCACAGUUUGUUUCAGGACCGGCUGAAACUGCUGUUUUGGAACAAAGUACAGUUUUACCAACAAAGCCAAAGUCAACAACACUUCCUCUGAAACAGGCUGACCAGCAGCCAGCACAGAUGACAGGAGAACUGGAAAGUCAGAGGUCUGCUUUGAGUUUUAGGGAGGAAAAGUCAAAGAGUACUGAACUUACCACAACUUCACAGCAGGUUGUUACUCAUAAUAAAACUACUGAUGUGAAACCUAAAGAUAAUAUGAAAGAAACUGCCGGCUUGACAUCGUCUUCAACUCCACAGAUGACCACAGAAACUACUGUUGUGAAAGAAAAAACGCUUUCUCCAAUCAAAAGUAGACCAAAGGGUCUAAAUCUCUCCCCAGAACAUGCUACAAAGGAAGGGACAGAGAUAAAGCAAGAGCCAGGAAGUCAGAAGCCUUCAUUGAGCUCCGGAGAGCUAAUUGAAACUGCUGUUGUGGAGGAAACAAAGCGUAUUGCAACCAUUAUUCUAGAUGUAUCAGAGCCAUUGACUUCUGUCCCUGUACCAACUGAUGUUACAACAACACUUGCUCUGAAACAGGCUGACCAACAGCCAGCACAGAUGACAGAAGAACCUGAAAGUCAGAGGUCUGCUUUGAGUCUGAGGGAGCAAACUGAAAGUGUCGUUAUGGAAGAAACAAAGCUCAUACCAACCAGAAGAAAGUCAAAGAGUACUGAACAUACCACAACUUCACAGCACGUUGUUGCACAUAACAUAACUACUGAUGUGGAACCUGAAGAUAAUAAGAAAGAACCUGACAGCCUGAGGUCUUCUUCAACUCCACAGAUGGCCCUGGAAACAACUGAAACUACUGUUGUGAAAGAAAAAAAGCUUUCUCCAACCAAAAGAAGAUCAAAGGGUCCAAAGCUCUCCCUAGAACAUGCUACAAAGGAAGUAGCAGCAGGUGAACUCACCACUAAGUCAGUCACAGAGCAAGCUGAGACCAUUAUUGUUGAGCAAGCCAAGCUUGGACCUACCAGUAAAGAGACAAAGAGUACAGACGUGUUAUUAAAGGUUACUGUUGCAAAACCUGCACAGCUCAAAGGUGAAGCAGAAAAUCUGAUGUCUCACCUUACUUCAGUGGCUAUCACAGACACAGAUGCUGAGCAAUCUAAGUCUGUACGAAAAAGGCAAGAGUCAAAGAGUUUGAACGUUUCCACAACUUCAGUGCCAGUUGUUACCCAUAGUAUAAUUACUGAACACUAUUCAGAGCUUGAGAAACCUGCGAAGGAACCUGAGAAUGGAAAGACUUCUUCAACUGCACCGAGGAUCACCAAGCCAGUCGAAACUAUUUUGGGAAAAAGUAAGUUCUCGCCAACCAAAAGAGAGUCAAAAAGUCCAAAACUGUCCCCAGAAUUUUCUAACAAGGAGAAAACACAGACCAUAGAAAAGCCUGGCAGUCAGCUAUCUUUACUGAGAUCCAAGGAGCAAACUGAUGCUGCUGUUGUGGAGGAAACAAAGCGUAUUGCAACCAUUAUUCUAGAUGUAUCAAAGCCAUUGACUUCUGUCCCUGUACCAACUGAUGUUACAACAACACUUGCUCUGAAACAGGCUGACCAACAGCCAGCACAGAUGAUGGCAGAACCAGAAAGUCAGAGGUCUGCUUUGAGUCUGAGGGAGCAAACUGAAAGUGUCGUUAUGGAAGAAACAAAGCUCAUACCAACCAGAAGAAAGUCAAAGAGUACUGAACAUAUCACAACUUCACAGCACGUUGUUGCACAUAACAUAACUACUGAUGUGGAACCUGAAGAUAAUAAGAAAGAACCUGACAGCCUGAAGUAUUCUUCAACUCCACAGAUGGCCACAGAAGCAACUGACACUACUAUUGUGAAAGAAAAAAAGCUUUCUCCAACCAAAAGAAGAUCAAAGGGUCCAAAGCUCUCCCCAGAACAUGCUACAAAGGAAGUGACAGAGACAAAGCAAGAGUCAGGAAGUCAGAAGCCUUCAUUGAGCUCCCGAGACCUUACUGAAACUGCUGCUUUGGAAGAAACAAAGCGUAUAGCAACAAUUAUUCUAGAUGUAUCAGAGCCAUUCACUUCUGUCCCUGUAACAACUGAAGUUACAUCAACACUUGCUCUGAAACAGGCUGACCAACAGCCAGCACGGAUGAUGGCAGAACCAGAAAGUCAGAGGUCUGCUUUGAGUCUGAGGGAGCAAACUGAAAGUGUGGUUAUGGAAGUAACAAAGCUCAUACCAACCAGAAGAAAGUCAAAGAGUACUGAACUAACCACAACUAAGCAAGAGCCAGGAAGUCAGAAGCCUUCACUGAGCUCUGGAGAGCUAACUGAAACUGUGGUUGUGGAAGAAACUGAAGUUAUACCAACCAGGAGGAAAUCAAAGGGUCUUGAGGUCUCCACAGUUCCAGAGCCUGUGUCUCCCCUUGGUAUACUUACUGGAAUGGAGCCUAAGGAACUAAAACAAGAACCUGAAAAUGAUCCCGCAACCCUAGACUUUAUUCAAGGGCAAGCUAAAACUGCUGUUGUGGAACAAAGUAAGCUUCUACCACCUAAGAGAAAGUCAAAAAGUACAGAACCUCCUUUAAAACUUGCUGACACUCAGGCACAUCAGACAAGGAUAGAACCUGAAGGUCACCAAUAUUCUUUGAGUUACAAUGACCCAAAUAGAAGUGUUGUUAUUGAAGAAACAAAGCUUUUACCAAACAGUAGAAAGUCCAAGAGUGGUGACUUUUCCACAUCUUCCGAGACAGUUGCUACCCUUGUCAGAUCACCUGCAGUGGAGCCUGAACAAAAUAAGAAAGAACUGGAUGGUAAAAAAUCUUCAACUCCAGAUGUGGUCACAGAACCAACUGAAAGCACAGUUGUAAAAAUAGGAGAGCUUUCACCAACCAAAAUAAAGUCGAAGGGUCUGAAACUUUCCCCAGAUCUUUCUCCCACAGAGCUGACAAAGACCAAGGAAGAGCCUGACAAUCAGAAGCAAUCUUCAUCUCAAAAGGUGGUCACAACAACUGAAAUAACUGUUGUGGUAAAAGGAAAGCAUUCACCUACCAAAGAAAAGACAAAGGGUCUUGACCUUUCCCAAGAACUUGCUACCACAGUGCUCACAAAGUCCAAGGAAGAGCCUGACUGUCAGAAGCCGUCUUCAGCUCCAGAGGUAAUCACAGCAGCAACUGUAAUUACUGUUGUGGAAAAAGGUAAACUUUCACCAACCAAAAGAAAGUCAAAAGGUCUCAAACAUUCCCCAGAACUUGCUACCACCGAGGUAACACAAACCAAUAAAGAGUCUGUCAGUCAGAAGCAAUCUUCAACUCCAGUGGUGGUCACAGCAACAACUGAAUUGUCCGUCGUAGAAAAAGGAAAGCUUUCACCAACCAAAAUAAUGUCAAAGGGUCUGAAACUUUCCUCAGAACUUGCUACCACAGAACUAAUGGAUGCCAAGAAAGAAUCUGACAGUCAGACAUCUUCAGUGUAUUCCAGAGAGCAAACUGAAGCUGCUGUUUUGGAGGAAUUUACCAUACCAGCCAGAAGGAAGCCAAAAAGUCUUGACGUUUCCACAGCUGUAGAGCCAGUCUCUGCUCUUGGUGGAAGUAUUGACCUGGAGUCUAAGGAGACUAAGGAAGAACCAGAGAGUGGCAAGGCUUCAGCUGGACAGGUAGUCACAGUAGCCACUGAAACUGCUGUUUUAACCAAAAGAAAGUCCAAGGAUCUAAACCUUUCCCCAGAACGUUCUCCCACAGAGCUGACAAAGACCAAGGAAGAGCCUGACAGUCAGAAGCCAUCUUCAACUGCAGAGGUGGGCACAGCACCAACUGAAAUUACUGUUGUGGAUAAAGGAGAGCUUUCACCUACCAAAGGAAAGUCAAAGAGCCUUAAACCUUCCCAAGAACUUGCUACCACCGAGCUGACAAAAACUAAGGAAGAGCCUCAUAGUCAGAAGCCAUCUUCAGCUCCAGAGGUGGUCAAAGCACCAACUGAAAUUACUGAAAUUACUGUUGUGGAAAAAGGAAAGCUUUCACCAACCAAAAGAAAGUCUAAGUGUCUGAAACUUUCCUCAGAACUUGCUGCCACAGAGCAACCAAAAACAAAGGAAGAGCCUGACAGUCAGACGUCUUCAGUGUAUUCCUGUCCAGCUGUAGAGCCAGUCUCUGCUCUUGGGGGAAGUAUUGACCUGGAGUCUAAGGAGGCAAAGAAAGAACCCGAGAGUGGCAAAGCUUCAGCUGGACAGGUAGUCACAGGAGCAAUUGAAAUAUCUGUUGUUAAAGAUGGUAUGCUUUCACCAACCCAAAGAAAGUCGAAGGGUCUCAAGCAUUACCCAGAACUUUCUACCACAGAGCUAACAAAAACCAAUAAGGAGCCAUUUUCAAUUCAAGAGGUGGUCACAGACACAACUGAAAUGACCUUUGUUGAAAAAGGUAAACUUUCAACAACCAAAAAGAUGUUAGAGGGUAUGAAACUUUCCUCAGAACUUGCUACAACAGAGCUGAUGGACGUCAAGAAAGAAUCUGACAGUCAAACAUCUUCAGUGUCUUCCAGAGAGCAAACUGAAGCUGCUGUUUCAGAGGAAUUUAUCAUACUAGCUAGAAGGAAGCUGGGGCCUGAAGUGCGCAUUUUACAAUUAGAUAUACAGACCAGUCCUGAGGAGGAUGAAAACACAUCUGUCACAGGAGCAAAAAGGAUCAGACCUGUUCAAACAAGUCUCCAGAGAGAAGGAGUAGCAGAAAGCAAAGAUAUGACUGCUGCAGUUAAGAUGACCACAAUAGAAGUACAAGAAAGGGGUACUGAAUGUCAAGACAAUGUGGUUCAAACAGGCCAACCCUCUCCUGCUUGUGAAGCAUUGCCCCCAGAUGAGGCAGGGACAGAAUUUGUAGAAAUAAGCAUAUCUGAGAGACAUAUGGUGAAACCAAGCCAAACUAAAACCCAAAGAGGGCUCUUCAUAACCAUGCAGGAAAAACCCAAAGUGGUCAAGAGACAUGGUGUCCAGGAACAGCAUCCUACACUGUCGACACGUGGCUUGGACAGUGUACCCAAGAGCUUGGAUGAAAAAUCUGUUACGAUGGAGAAAAUCCAUAUGGGGCCUGAAGUGCGCAUCCUACAACUAGAUAUACCAACCAGUUUGGAGAAGGAUAAAAACACAUCUGUCACAAGAGCAAAAGAGCCAAGGGUAGAUAGUGUUCAAACAAGUGUCCAGAGCGAAAGCGUACCAGAAGACAAAGAUAUUACUACUGCAUAUGUGAAACCAGCAGAAGCAGUUGAGAUGACUAAAAUAAAGGUGAAAGAAAGUAGUACUAAAUUUCAAGACAAUAUGGCUCAAAGGGACUCAGGUCAACCCACCCCUCCUGGUUCUGAAUCAUUGCAACAGCAUGAGACAGAGAAAGAAUUUAUAGAAAUAAGCGUAUAUGAGCAAGACAUAGUAAAACCAAGCCAAACUGACACUAAGAUGGAACUCUUGAAACCUGCACAGGAUUGGCCUACAGAGGUCAAGGGACAUGUGGUCCAAGAAGAGCAUCCUGAAGUGUUAACACACGGUAUGCACGAUGUACCCAAGAGCCUGGAUGAAAAGUUUGUUAUGAUGAAGAAAAUCCACAUGGGGUCUGAGGUGCACAUCCUACAACUAGAUACAACCAGUAUGGAGAAGGAUGAAAACACAUCUGUCACAAGAGCAAAAGAGCCAAGGAUAGAUGUUGGUCAAACAUGUGUCCAGUGGGAAAGAGCCCCAGAAAACAAAGAUAAGACUACUCCUGAUGUUAAGCAAAAGAAGGCUGCAGUUAAGACAAGAUUAGAAGUGCAACAAAUCACAACUGAAAGGCAAGGGAAUGUGGCUCAGAGUGACUCCAAUCAACCCCCCUCUGUGUGUGCAAGGCAGCUAAGUGAUGCAGAGACAACAUUUGAAGAAAUUAGCAUAUUUGAGCAAGACACUGUAAAUCCAAACCAAACAGUAAUGAAAUUAGAGCUCAUGAAUACCACACAGAAAAGACCCCAAAAGGUCAAGGAUCAUGACGGGCAAGAAGUGAAUGCUAAAGUGUCGACAAAAGACGUGCAUGAUGCACCCCAGAGCCUGGAUGAAAAGUCUGUUAGGAUGGAUAACAUCCACAAAGGGGCUGAAGUGCACAUUUUACAACCAGGUACACCUGUCACUAUAAAGGAGCAUGAAAUUGCAACUGUUGCAAUAGCAAAGGUGUCAAGAAUUGAUAUAGAUCAAACAAGUAUCCAGUGCGAAACUGUGUCAAAAAACAAAGACCUGACUUCAGCGGAUGUUCAGCCAGAAAAGACUACAGAUAAGAUGACCAUGGUCGAAGUGAAGACCAAAGAAAGACUCAAGGAUCGCAGUAUCCAUGAAAAACAUGCUGAAGUGUCAGUACAUGACAUGCAUAAUGUAUCCAAGAGCCUGGAUGAGAAGUCCGUUACAACGGGAGACAUCCACAUCAGUGUACAUGAUUACAAAACUGUCACAAUAGAAAAGGAACCUGAGAUGGAAUUACGUAUUCUGUUUGAGACAGUUAAAGAAAGCAAGGAUGUGACCACCACUGACAAGUCUUCAAGUGAGAUGACCCGGGUUGAAGUGCAAGAAAGCUUUACUGAAUCCCUGUCUGAACCCAGUGUGGUUCCUCGUGCCCAAACCGAGAGACACACAACAGAUGCAAAGGAAAAUAAGAAGGAAGAGAAGGAGGGGAAGAGGACAAUUCAGAAAGAAGAAAGAGAAAAGAUGGUCAAGGUGGAUAUAAAAAAUGCUCCACUCCCAAUGGCCAAGACCUCUACCACUGGUGAAGUGACACUGCAGAGAAUGGAUUUGCCACAGGAUAAACCACUUGAAGAUGCUCCAGAGGCUCUGAUUACAUCCACCAUUGAUCUAGACAACCGCCUAAGCAGGCUGGUGUCUCGAAUCCUGAGCUGCAAGAACCACCCAGCUGAGCUCAACCCAACAGCCAUGGCCCAGCACCUGAAGGAGGCUCAGCAGUGUAGAGAGACUGCCCAGGAACAGUUGUCAUUGCUCUCUCAGCUGAGAGGAGCCGAUGCUGAGAACAGUGAUGCUCUGGAGCAUGUGGAGGACCAGUGGAGCACUGCUGCCCAGGAUGCAGCUGCUGUCAUCCAGAAUAAAGAGGCCCAGCUGCAGCUGGUGACUGAUCACUGCAGACAGACCGAAGCAGCCAGGACCACGCUGGAAAGACUGACAGCAGAAUUGGAUGUUCUCAGAAUGUCCCCUAAGGAGAGCAGCUCCAAGGAGGCAGAGCGACUGUGCUCCUUACAGAGGAGUAUGGAGGAGAACAGAACAGUACUGGGGGAGUUGCUCAUGACCCAUACCAAGUUAUAUCCCCACCUCAGCUGGUCUAAGCGAGCACCCGCACAGACUGAGCAGAAUAACCUGCAAGAGAAGUGGAGAGGCCUGGAAAGAGCUGUGGAGAGAACCUUGUAUCACACAAAUGUCCAUUUUCACGAGACCAGCAGCCUUCAGUCGGCAAUAUCAGAUCUUCAGGAACAUUUGGAGACAAUCGGCAAAGACCUUGAAGCCAAGUCUCCUUCAGUUACUCAGUGGAACUGCAAGAAGGCACAGCAGCUGAUGGUGGCAAAUGCUGAGGUUAAAGCUGCCUGGCAAAAAUACCUUCAUCUGCAGCAGCUGUUGGAGGCGCUACUCCUCGGCUCACAGUGGGAGAAGGAUACAACAGAAAUACAGCAGGGGCUUCAGAGCGUCAAAGACCAACUUUGCCACACAGAGGAACUAGUGUCCUCUCAAUCUCAGAGCAGUAGCAACGCCGUCAUGGAGAAAAUGAUGGUGGUGAUGAGGGAUGGCCUAGUCUGGGCGAAGCAGACAGAAAGUGAGAUUGAUGGCCGGAGGAAAAGGGUUGCUCUCUUCCCCGAGGAGGUGCACCGGCAGCUCAGAGAUCUGAAGAAGCUGCAGUCUAAGGUCAUGGCCAAACAGGGCCAACUGGAGACACUGGUGGAGGAGGUGACAGAGCUCCUUCCACAGCUGGACCAGGCUGAGGAGGUGCCCAUGGUGCGCUCCUCUCUGAAAUCCCUCCAAGAACUCUCAAAGUGGACGUCUGAGAAGCUAGCCAAGGCUGUUAGAGAAAUUGAGUCCGGACUGCAGACCAGAGAGAAGCUGUCAGAGCAGAUUGCUGACCUAGACUCCUGGGUUUUGGCUCAUCUACACAGAGAGGCCUCCAAGAGUCCAGACAGUGAGCUGAGGAGCCCUGCUGAACUGGACCGCCGAGUUCGUCAGAUCCAAGAGACCCUGGCUGAGGCAGUGAAGCAGGCCGCUGUCUGUGAGGCUCUUCUAAUGAAGAGUAAAGACAUUGCCUCUGAACUCAGCAUCACAGAGAACUGUUGGCUUUUUGACAAGCUUACCAACCUCCAGGAGGACAUCACAGCCAUCAGCAGCUAUGAGAAGGCCAACAAAAAGGAGCUGGAUGAACUCACCCAGAAUCUAGAUUCCAGCAAGAAAAACCUGGUCACCAUAGAAACAAGCCUGAGGCAGAUGCUAGUAGAUCUGAGUAGAUACAGGUUCCCCAUCACAAGCGAGUCCCUGCAAGCUUUGGAGCCUUCCAAACACAUGAUUUUGGAGCACAAGUCCCAGGUUGACCUUCUGCAACAAUGGAUUCCCCAGGAAAAGACGAGGGAACUGUACUCAGUCACUUCUGAACUUCUCAGCAAAAUGGUCACCCUGGAAAUGAAAGCUAGAGGCCAUGAGAGGUACCUGAACAACAGGCAGUGUGUGGAGGACCUCAGGGAGAACGUUCAGGAGCAGGUCCGUCAGGCCAAAGACGACAGCCUGGCACUGGACGAGAAGUACCAAGUCUGUCAGACCCUCCUCGUCCAGCUUCCUCUUAUAAAGUAUAUGUCUGAGGAGGCUGGCUCCAAACUCCAGAUGAUCUCCACUGAUCUUUACCCGUCACAGCUGAGCACAGAGCGACAGAGACUGAAACAAAAUGAGGGGAGCCUUGACACCUUGGAGAUGAUGCUCUACAACAACCUCAGCAUCAUGGAGUGGAACCUGCUGAAAAAUCUGGACCUGGACUCCGAGAAGGCAGCCACUCAGGCCUUCCUCUGGAAGAGCCAGCAAGAGCUCCAGAAACUCCCCAUGUUGGAGCCAAAUGAAACCGAAAUUAACAACGAAUACCAAAGGAUCAUGUCUUUGAAAAAGACUGUAGAGUCCAGAAUGAGAGGACUGGAGGUUCUAGAGCAAAAGAAGGGAAAGAGACUAAGACAUGGAUCCCAAGAUCUGAUAGACUUAAAGAAUGCAGUCCUCUGUGAAUGUGACUCACAAAUGGAGAACGUCUGCCAGGCCAAGGAGUCUCUGAGAGGCUACACGUGUGCUGUUCAACAAGCAGCACAGUUCCUGAGGGACAUCGAGGUCUCUCUGCUGCCGCCACAGGGCUCUGCUGGACUCUGUUCUGGACGACUGGAGGAAACCCAGCAGGCUUUGGCCUCACUGCAGCAGCAGUUCCAGACCCAUGUGGAGCGACUCCAGAGCCAAGUUACCCUGCACCCUUACCUGUGCCCCCAGAAGGUGGAGCAGCUCCAGGAGAAAAUUCUCAGCCAGCUCCUGGUGAGGAUGUCCACUCUUCAGGCAAAGGGACACAUACGACUGGAGUGUCUCAGCAGUUGCGCAGAACAUCACAGAAAAUACACCCAGUGCCAAGAUGAGAUCAUCCAGAGUGUGAAGAGCGCAGAGAACAGCCUCUCCCAGUUCAUCUGUCAAAAGGUCACCUGUCUCGCUGACUGCACUGACCAGCAAACCAAGCUCAGAGUUCUGUCUGAGGAUCUUGAGUCCCUGCAGAGUCAUCUGGCGGAGCUGAAGGAAUGGUGCCCAGAGCAGAGCUGUCGUGGAGGCAGGGAGGCCGCCGUGGCUGCUGUCUGGAAACGCGUAUCAAGACUACAUCGCUGCACUCAACAGCUGACAGCUCGUAGUGAAAGGAGGAUUGCAGAAUGGAGCGAAAUCACUAACAGUGUGGAGAAGGCCUCGGCUCUCUUGCAACAGGUGGAGGCAGAGCUCCCUGAUGGCUCCCGGGUGAAGGCCUCCACCGAGGACCUGCAGGACCUGCUGCAGUCCUGGGAACAGUACCAGGACAGACUGGACUGCGAACAUCGAGCCCUGUCGGCACUGGAACUGCGCACUGCCAGGCUGCUGGGUGUCCCUGCCCACCUGGAGCAGGCUCCGCCCACUCCGCUCUGUCAGCAGCUGCAGGCCAUACAGGCUCGAUACGGCAGUGUGAAGCAGAGAAGCAGGGAGGGUUUGAAGGCAGCCAGGAUGGAGCUGGAGGAGAGAGAAAAGGUCCGGGUGGAGCUGCAGGCCAUCCGUGUUUGGCUGGAGGCUGCAGAUGGUCUUCUGUCAGAGAUGGAGCAGAGCAGCAGCACGGAGGAGCUUCAGGAGGUUCACAGCGAGCUGUGUAACCAGAAGGCUUUACUGCAGCGCAUCAUGGAGAGCCUGAAGAUGAAGUACUCAGACAUGUACACUCUGGUCCCGGUGGAGAUCGACAGCCAGCUGCAGGAGGUCACACACUCACUGCAGCAAGUAGAAGUUAAGGUGGGAGAGGCAGUGGAGCAGAGCGGUCCCGUCCACAGGCUGGGGGCGAAGCUGUCUGAGGUCCAGGCUGGCCUCACAUCAGUUCAGAAAAGACUUGACCAGAGAAGUCCCAAUGUGACUGUGGCAAAAAUCACUCAGAAGCGUGUGUGGGAUGAGCUGGACUUAUGGCACUCGUGCGUGGCGGCGCUGGAGGUGGACAUGCAGGACUUGGAGAAGCCAGAAGAGGUGCUGACCCUCACUGAGAGACUGGUGGAGGUCCAGCAGCUCCACUCCCAGCUGGCCAAACAGGCGGAGCAGAGGACCACCCUCCUCAGCAAGAUCCAAACAUGGCUUCAGGAGCAUCAGGAGAUGAUCAGCAGCUCUAAAAGCUGGAUGGCUGAGGCCAAGUCGUGGCUCGCCACCCCCUGCACCUACACCACCGCUAAAUGUCUGAGCAGCCAUGUUCACACUCUGCAGAUGGUGUUGGAUGACUCGGCACAGAUCCGAACCACUCUGCAGGGCUUCGCCUCAGUCCUGAAGGAAAUGUCACAGGUUUGUGACGUCACAACUCUCCAGGAACAACUGGACGAAGCUGAUCACCAAGUGGCCAACGUUCAAGACCGCUUCAAUGCUCCUCUGUCUCACCUGGGGCACGCUGCGGACGAGGUGGAAGCCAUUGAGAGUGAAGUCAGGCAGAUGGAGAAUGAUGUGGCUGAGAUCAAGAUCUUAUUAUCGUCUCCAGAGACUUUCCCCAGCCCCAGAGAAGAAAGCCUCAAGGCUGUGGAACAGAGGAUCCAGUGCAUGAGGAGGACCGUAGCUGAGAUCCAGAAGUGUAAACCAGGCCUCUGUCUUCCAGAGAAGGCUGAAGACACUCUGAUUGUCUUCACUGUCGUGGAUGAGCUCCAGACUCUGCUGCUGGAACUGGAAAAGAAGGUCCCUGCUCUGUUCAUCCAGCAGCCUUCCACUCCGGUCCAAGCCAAAGCUCCGUCAGCAGAGCAGACAACCUCACAGCCUCAACUCCUGGAAUCCACUUCAGAGGAGGCUGAGAAGGAUGACAUGGAACAAGGCCAUAUCCGAAUUGUCCAUGUUAAAGAGGACGUACUGAAGGGAUCUGGAGCGUCACGGCUGAAUGUGGAACAGUCCUCACCUGAACAGAGACCGUCGCGGACACCUGACAGCACUCAGCAGAGGGAGCAUGACGGCGUGCUCCAGGCUGAGGAAGCCACAGAGCACAGAGAGGAAGAAGGUGGAGGAGGUGUUUUAUGGUGGCUCUGGGAUGCUUUCCUGGCUGCUUCGCCAGAGGAACCUGUGGCCGUUGUCCCAGAAGAGACUGAAGGUGUCGCUGGACAAAGCCCUAAAGAGACUGGAGAAGACAGACAGGAUGUUGAGGGUUCCCCUGACACCACAGAAGCAAGUUCAUCUGAAGCUUUGUCAAAACCCCUGGGCACAGUCCGAACUCAGUCAGUGCCUGAGAGCAUGGUAAACACAACAGCCUCCACUGUAAAAGUCUCCAAACCAGACGCUGGGCCCCAGCAGAAAUGUGUAGUCUCCUAGAUCUAGAACUUGUAUCGCUAGAACUUCUCACUUCUUCUUGAUCAAAGCAUUGCACUUUCAGCUUCUUCUAAAGCCAUGUGCAGAACCCCCCAGAAACAAGCAUAGAAUUCUGCUUCUUCUAGAAUCAUCCUUAGACUUACAGUUUUUACUCUAGAGCCAAUCCAAGAACUCCCAUUUAUUCUGAAACCAAUCACAGUGCCCCCGACCUCUUCUAGAACCUACCCUAGAAUCCCUGUUGUGUUCAGACCUAUGGUUCAGACCUGUCAUUCCUUCUAAGAACCAAACCCAGAACACCAAUGUUUACAACAUAUCAUAGCUCUCUCAACUUCUUCCAGAUACAACCUUAGAAUUCCUCUAGAAUCAGGCCUAAAUUUCAAAGCUUCCUCUAGAAUCUUAUGGAGGUCCUUGGAACUCUUCUUCUUCUUCUUCUUCUUCUUCUUCUUCUUCUUCUUCUUCUUCUUCUUCUUCUUCUUCUUCUUCUUCUUCUUCUAGAACAAACAAAUGUAGAGUUUUUUUCUUCCAGAGAUCUAAAGUCUGUAAUUUCCACUUCUGACAGUAUAAUUUCCCAGUGCCUUCUAGGUCUAACUAUAUAACUCCCUAUAGUUAGAACUUCAUGUAGAAUCUUCUAAAACAAGCCCUGGAACCCCUACCAUACUUCUUGCAGAACACUGAGACUCCCUAAUUCUUCUAGACCAAAGUCAGAUCCAGAACUCUAUAUGUCUUGUAGAGCUCUUGGCUUCUUUCUAGAACCAAUGUUUUUUUUCCACAACCAAACCGCCGAACUCCUCACAUCUUCCAGAACCAAAUCUAGAACAUUUCUUUUAGUGUCCUCUGGAAUGCUUGUAGAACAAGACUUUUUCUAGAACUGUUUUCUCUACAACUAAACUCAGAACUUUUAUUUUCUUCCAGAACUAAACCUAGAACAGAUUUUUCUAGAACCAAAUCUAGAGCACCUGAAUUGUUCUUGCACCAAUUCUAGACAUUUAAAUUGUUCUUGAAAUGUCUCAACCAUCAGUGCAUUUACAUGGCAAAGAAUUCCAGAUAUUGGCUUCCAACAGUACAGUGUAACAGUUAGUUUACAUUUGAAAUUUGAAUUAGGGUUUCUAACUGCAUUAUGAAAAAUAAAAUAGAGGACAGGACUAAGUACUUUAAUUGAAUCAGAUGUACUCCCCAAAUUACUUUUUUGUUUUUGACUACUGAGCUCAUUCAUCCUGAGAAUAAUUCUGCCUGUUGAUUGACGAGUGGUCACAACUGAGAUGUGGCUCAACAUGACAGCACAUUAUUUUGCAACUAUGUGAGAAGUGGUUGACAGUGACUGUUACUACUUUACCAAAAACAGAAAGCAGACUGGUCGUAUUUAGCAUGUGGGGUUGAUGGGUUUUGGUCUGUAAUAUGCAUGGACCGUAAUUCUGAUAGGCAAUUAUGUUUUUAUAAAAGGCAGAAACAAAGUGUACUAAUAGACAUAUUUUGUGAACCAUGUUUUUAUAAUGUAUCAUAUGGUGAUUUAAAAUAGUUAAACGUUUUGAUUGUUGACCUUUCAUUUACUAUCUGAGCUCAUUUACCAGCACUUAAAUAAAAAAAACUUGCUUGCUUACAUGCAUCUGCUAUUUGA